This is a messenger RNA of Eruca vesicaria subsp. sativa (arugula), 660 nucleotides long. Lineage: Eukaryota; Viridiplantae; Streptophyta; Magnoliopsida; Brassicales; Brassicaceae. The record is from the annotation of a GenBank genome assembly.
AUGGUGAGAGGUAAGAUCCAGAUCAAAAGAAUCGAGAACCUGCCGAGCAGGCAAAUCACAUUCUCCAAACGUAGGAAAGGUCUCUUAAAGAAAGCUCACGAGCUUUCAGUUCUAUGCGAUGCUCAAGUCGCAGCCGUUGUCUUUUCUCAGAAGGGAAGAUUAUAUGAUUUCUCAAGCUCCGAUAUGCAGAAGAUGAUGGAGAAUUAUGAGAUAUAUAGGAGAGAGUAUUUUGGGACAGAGAGACUACAAAAACGGCAAUAUGUGCAGGAGCUCAAGAACGAAAUGGCUACCAUGUUGGACAAGAUUGAAAUUCUUCAACUUCAAUGCCGGUCACUGAUGGGGCAAGAUUUGGAUUCGUGUUCGGUGGAGGAACUCAAGGAGAUAACUAUCAAAAUUGAGAAAAGCCUUACUAUUGUCAGAUCAAGGAAGGCUAAGUUACAUGAAGAUACAAUAGAGAAACUAAAAGCAGAGAUUUCUGAAGAAAAAGAGGUCUUGAACGAGACAAAUGGUCUUCGGAAAAUGUUUGAAGAACCGACCUUGUGGAUGCACUCGAGGAGUGUAGAGAGUGAGAAGAGUGGACCAUCUUGUAGUAAUGGAAACAUGAACAUAUCGGAUGUACAAACUGACUUGUCCAUUGGAUUGCCUGAAAGUCGUGAGUGA